UAAAGUGAAAUGUCAAAAACAAACUUCGUUAUGAAGUUGAGAUUGAAUACAAUUGUAAAGAUAUAACUAUUACAUAUUAUUUUAUUAAAAUGGCUAAUACUUUAGCUAAUGUACCUGUGUCAAAAAUUAUAAAAAAUAAAAGCAACUGUGAAGAUGAACCCAGAAAGAAAAGCAGAGAAGACUGGCGAAAAGCGAAAGAAUUAGAAGAAGCAAGGAAAGCUGGUACAGCACCAGCUGCAGUAGAUGAAGAAGGCAAAGAUAUUAAUCCACAUAUUCCACAAUAUAUUAGUGCUACACCAUGGUAUUUUGGAGCACAAGGACCUACUUUGAAACAUCAAAGACCACAGCCUGAAAAACAAAGGAAAUUCAGUGGUAUAGAUGAAUGGUACAAUCGAGGUGUAGAUGCAUCCAAAGUAGCAAUAAAAUAUCGUAAAGGAGCAUGUGAAAAUUGUGGAGCAAUGACUCAUAAGAAAAAAGAAUGUAUGGAACGUCCACGUAAAAUAGGUGCAAAAUAUACAAAUGCAAAUAUAGCACCAGAUGAAUUUACCCAACCUGAAUUAUCUAUGGAUUAUGAUGGCAAAAGAGACAGAUGGGCUGGUUAUGAUCCUUCACAACAUAGAGCUAUUGUUGAAGAAUAUCAAAAGAUUGAAGAAGCAAAGAGGCAAAUGCGUGCGGAAAAGUUAAAUGCAGAGGGGAAUGAUGAACAAGAUUCAGAUAAAGAUGAGGAUAAAUAUGUUGAUGAAGUUGAUAUGCCUGGAACAAAAGUAGAUUCUAAACAGCGUAUUACUGUUAGAAAUCUUCGAAUUAGAGAAGAUACAGCAAAAUAUUUGAGAAAUUUGGAUCCAAGUUCUGCAUAUUAUGAUCCUAAAACAAGAUCUAUGCGUGAUAAUCCUUAUGUUGGAACAGAGAGAGAAGUAGAUUAUAAAGGAGAAAAUUUUGCACGUUUUUCUGGAGAUACACAACGACAUGCAAAUGCUCAGUUAUUUGCAUGGGAAGCACAUGAAAGAGGUGUUGAUGUUCAUUUACUUGCUGAACCUACGAAAUUAGAAUUACUCAAACAGGAAUAUGAUAAGAAACGUGAUGAAUUAAAGGACAAAGCUCGUGAUAGCAUAAUUAAUAGAUAUGGAGGUGAAGAACAUCUCGAUGCCCUUCCAUCUUCUCUUUUAUUAGCACAAACAGAACAGUAUGUUGAAUACUCUAGAUAUGGAAAGAUUAUAAAAGGACAAGAUAGACAAAUAAUUCGAUCGAAGUAUGAAGAAGAUGUAUAUCCAAAUAAUCAUACUUCCGUUUGGGGAUCGUAUUGGCAUGCUGGUAAAUGGGGAUACAAAUGUUGCCAUUCAUUCAUAAAAAAUUCAUACUGCACAGGAAAUGCAGGUAAAAUUGCGGCUGAAGCAGCAGCUAUUGAAACUAAAAGAAUAGCAACUGAAGAACAAAAAGUCGAAGAGGGAAAAGCAGAUUCAUCGGAUGAAAAAUCAAUGAGUAACGAUAGCUCAUCUGAUGAAGAGGAGAAAAUAUCAAAAACACUAAAGAAGUCAAAAUCUUCUAAGAAAAGGGAAAAGAAACAAAAACAAAAAGAGAAACGAAAAAACAAGAAAAAAGCUGCUAAAAUGGAAGAGCAAGAUAAGUUGCAACUGGCGUUACAGAAAGAGGAAGAAAGACAGAAAGAAGCAGAGAGAUUGUUACAAGUGGACGAAAGAAAACGUCGUUACAAUAGUAUGUAUGAAGUUAAAGAACCGACGGCAGACGAAAUCGAAGCAUUUCAAAUGAAACGAAAGCGCGAGGAUGAUCCUAUGGCAGAAUUUCUUAAUAAAUAG
Molecule: messenger RNA, 1814 nt
Organism: Habropoda laboriosa
Lineage: Eukaryota; Metazoa; Arthropoda; Insecta; Hymenoptera; Apidae
Gene: Slu7
Product: pre-mRNA-splicing factor Slu7
Exons: 5
Coding region: 90-1814 (574 amino acids)
Biological process (GO): mRNA splicing, via spliceosome
Cellular component (GO): spliceosomal complex
Molecular function (GO): pre-mRNA 3'-splice site binding
Source: RefSeq, a predicted model, not a curated record